UUUCUCGCCUUCACUUCACUUCUCUCUGUGUUCGUUCGAACCAGAAGAACACAUCCAUGCAAGAUCCGAAGAAGAAGCUCUAACCCAAGAACCCAAAAAUUAAAAAAAAACCCCCAAAAAAACCUCGUUUUCUUGGCGAUUUUCCAGAGCGAGAAAGUGGCACAAAUUUUCUCGGGGAAAGUGAAGAACCCAUGUGGACAAACAACGGCAAGAACAAUUUCCCCGGCAGGGGGUUCUCCACCCCUCCUCCGUCGUGGAAAUCGAGGCCAUUCCGGCCAUCAAAAACGACGCCGUUCUCCGAGAGGAAAAGAUCGGCCCCCAAUUCUGUGAACAAAUCUAAUCUUUUUCAUGUCGUUCAUAAGGUUCCCGCUGGGGACUCUCCAUAUGUUAAGGCUAAACAAGUUCAGUUGAUAGAUAAAGAUCCGACUAAGGCGGUUUCUCUGUUUUGGGCUGCUAUAAAUGCUGGAGAUAGAGUGGACAGUGCACUGAAAGAUAUGGCUGUUGUGAUGAAGCAGCUGGACCGAUCCGAUGAGGCGAUUGAGGCGAUCAAAUCGUUCCGCCAUCUCUGCCCCUAUGAUUCUCAGGAAUCUAUUGACAAUGUCUUGAUUGAAUUAUACAAGAGAUCUGGAAGGAUUGAAGAAGAGAUCAAUAUGCUUCAAUGCAAACUUAGACAAAUUGAAGAGGGUACGGUUUUCGGAGGGAAGAGGACGAAGGCUGCAAGAUCUCAAGGGAAGAAGGUCCAAAUUACUAUUGAGCAAGAGAAAUCAAGGGUUCUCGGAAAUUUGGCGUGGGCUUUCUUGCAGCUGGACAACGUCUGCGUUGCAGAAGAUUAUUACAGGAAAGCAUUGUCUCUCGAGGCCGAUAACAACAAGAAAUGCAAUUUGGCGAUCUGUUUGAUCCUUACGAACCGGCUCACAGAAGCAAAAUCUCUGCUUCAAACUGUAAGAGCUUCUUCUGGAGGCAAGCAAAUGGAAGAAUCAUAUGCCAAGUCCUUUGAACGCGCUUCUCACAUGCUGGCUGAAAAAGAAUCGAAGUCGUCGUCCAAUUCAACAGGGCAGGAAGAAGAUAACAGCAGUGGAAGCACGACUCAUAAAGCUCAGCCCUGUGUUUCUCAGCUCACUGCAUCCACAAAGUGGACUCAUGAUGACGAAGAGAUGUACAUGAAUGAAAAUAGCCGAGACGAUCAUCACUGGGACCACAACUGCUGUGAGAACAAGGAGGAUAUCUGUGGGGUUGGUGACAGAGAUUUGCAGAACAAGUCAUCGGGAGCUGUGUAUUCUUCACAUAAUUAUCUGAAUUGUGAUAAAUGGAGUGAAGGUUCUUGUAUCGAAAAUCCGCUGAAAAUGAACUCCUGCAUUCCGAUUGAGAUGAAGGGAAACCGAAACCUGGAUGGUUUAUUCAGACUAGUAGGUGAGAGAUUCAACUGCAGCACAUUAUAUUCAUCUCCGACUCCAGCGAAAAGCAAUGUUGAAGUUCCAUUAACUCAACCGAAAAACUGCUUUUGGGAAUUCAAUAAUCGACACCGGGCGAAGGAAAGGAAGCAGCGAAAGGGAACGACUGGACGUUCUAACAGGAGAAAAGUUCUGUUUCCGAAUCCGUCAAUGAAUGAUCAAAGUAACGAUAAUUUCUUCUCUACAGAUGCUUCUUCUGAAUCGGAAGGAACCGAAACGAAUUCGAAUUACAAGACAAAAUAUAGGUCUGCAGCUCCUGAUGCAGGUGAACUCGAAGUUCCAUUUACACAACCAAGGAGCUGUUCAUGGGGGAGUAUUAAUGGAGCGAGAAAGGCCGAAUGCAUCGAUCGUUUUCCCAUUAGUUCAAGCAGAAAACUUUCAUUUGAGCCUCCCACAAGCACUGAAAAUAUUCAAGAAUUGGCAGAUCGAAGCCUUGAAAGAUCAAAACUCUCCAGAGCAGUAAGUGAUGAGCCUGAAGAUCUUGAUGCAGACUGGAAACAGACUUCUUGUGAAAACAACUCGAUGAAGAUAAAGGAGGAACACAUUACAGUUGAUCAAAAGUUCAAACACAAUUCAUCAACAGUUGGUGGAAAGAAGAGUUGGGCAGACAUGGUUGAAGAGGAGGAGGAGGACGGAGACGACGAGAAGGAAGACAAUACAGAAGAAGAAGAAGAAUCGUCAAGCGGAGGAUGCACGGGCGAUUGGAGCAUCAGCAUCAGCAGCAGCAGCGAUGAAGAGUUCAAUGAUGAAAAUCUAAACUGCAACAUUCUCCUCCAAAACCUUGGUCCCAUCUAUCAGGUUGAAGAAAUCAAAUUUGACUCACUUGACUUAAAAGAUGGAGCUAGAGACUCUGCUGACAUUGUUUCGUCAAGAAAUCGAGCAGUAAGGCGCCCUUUGUAUUUCGAUGAACAGCCUACGCUAGACUCGGGCGAUAACCACCGCUCCUCCCCGCUGCCAUUGACAACUGAGCUCUCUUGUAAUUCUGAGCAGGGAAACAGCAGAAGGGAGACCACCAUGGGUGGAGAGAAUGUGAGCUUGGCUAGAGGAAACAGAUUGCAGGUAUUUCAAGAGAUGACAGUGCAUCAAGAACUCCAACUUUAAGAAAUCUCUCCCAUUUUGAUGACUAGUUUUGUUUUUACUUUUGAUUAAUAGAAUCUCUUUUUGUAUCUUCUUCCACAUCAUAUAUCCUUAUAUUGUAGAAAAGUUUGUAAAGGAAGAAUGCUUUUGUUAUACUAAUAGA
Messenger RNA from Momordica charantia (bitter melon), 2691 nucleotides. RefSeq names its product Tetratricopeptide repeat (TPR)-like superfamily protein (gene MS5). Gene Ontology annotation, molecular function: protein binding. Lineage: Eukaryota; Viridiplantae; Streptophyta; Magnoliopsida; Cucurbitales; Cucurbitaceae. The record is from RefSeq and is a predicted model, not a curated record.